Porites lobata is the source of this 1609-nucleotide messenger RNA. NCBI's taxonomy places the organism in Eukaryota, Metazoa, Cnidaria, Anthozoa, Scleractinia, Poritidae. The record is from the annotation of a GenBank genome assembly.
CCCUUUAAAAACUUCUUGCCUCGACGGUCCAUACUGCUGAAAAGUUAGUAACUAAAAUGCAGGAUACCCGGUCAUUUUAUACACAUCCCGUUAAAUGAGAAAAGCUCCAUUGUGUUUUAAUAUGCCUUGAAUAUCAGAGCGUUUCGACACCAUAUGAAGUAAAUUCUUGGUUUGCAACCACGUGAUAAGGCGGCCAUGUUGGAUGACAAUACAACCGAAUUUUUUCUGGAAGAAUUUACAUGAAAACAGAGUUAAGUUCUCAGAGGAGAGAAGUGCUUUUGUUCUUGACAUCCAACGUGAUCGCCGUGACGUCACGUGCAAACCAGCAAUAGUGAGAUGAAUCGAUCGAUUCCCCCAUCCAUCCAUUUGGAAGACAAAAUUAAAAACUAAUGUUUUUAUCGUCAAGAGAGAGAAGGAAUGCUGUUUUUUAUGGUCUCGGUGGUCAAAGAAGUGAUGAAAUGUCCCCCAUGAAUAAUCUUUUACAUGGCGGCGUACAAUGACCCUAGCACCUGACACUGAGAAAAGAUAAACCCUCCCUUCCUGGGCUGAUCAUCAUUUUCUUAAAACAAGUCGUUUGGUAUAAAUUUCUAGGUAAUGAUGAGGUUUAUUCAGGGGCACCCAACGACGGUUUCCUCCUAACUACAUAGAAAAUACAUUUUAGGCUAUCCGGGUGUCGGGAAAUGCAUUCUAAGCGGCGAUAUAUCAUUUGUAUCUGUUCGGUCAUCCUAGGGAAACUUGGGUCUUUUCGAAAUUACGAGAGCUUCAGUUUUAUUUUCCCGAAAAGUUCAGAUGCAAUUUAACCUGUUACUAAAUAUUGAGAAUUUUGUGAUUUCCUCUCUUCAUCACAUUUUUGAAUCCAAAACAUUUAGGUUUCCUUUUUUGUAUGAAAAAUAGCCCAAUCUGGGAAGUGAAAUAUGAAAAAGUAAACUUCAGUAAAUUGCCCGGAGUUUAUAAGAUUAGCUUCGAAAAUUGUACAUAAAUUGAACGGUCCUCUAGAAAUUUUUAGCCGUCUUCAAGUAAUAGGAAAUUCUAGACAAUAUUUAUUCAUCUUUAUUAUGUUUUGUGAAUAUUAAGAUCUGUGAAAUUAAACAGUUAAUUCUUUUUUCUAUUCUAAAUUAUCUCCUAACGCAGCAAUUUGCAAGCAGAGGAAAUUUCCAUUUGUGAUUGUGUUACCGUCAAGUGAUUUUAAAAAUAAAUGAGUAAAGAAGUAGAUUAAUCUCAGUUGUCCUGAAAAUAUUUCCCUUGUUGUAACUAUUUUACUGAUAUUAGUGUCAGUAAGUUCUUAAUCAAACAUACUUUGUCUGUUGUAUUUGAUCAGCUGAUGAUGGCAGAUAACAUCAGAAGCUGGUUUCUUCACUUAUCUCCUGAAACACGGCAAAGAUUGUUGCAGAAUUUAUUAGACCAUGAUCACAGGUGGAGAGUGGAUUAUCGGGAAGGUUUGGCCAAAAAGGUUGAGUCAGAUAUGAUCUCCAUGAUGGACCAAUUAAGGGAACUGAUAGAAAAGGAGGAGCCGUUAUUUAAGGGCAAAAUGCUGCAGUGUGGAAGCUCAUACAAUAGAACUAAGGUAUUUGUCUACUCUAUCCUUGGUAUGAACUUCUUGAUCAAGUAA